Messenger RNA from Dermochelys coriacea (leatherback sea turtle), 1678 nucleotides. RefSeq names its product zinc finger protein 239-like. Gene Ontology annotation, biological process: negative regulation of transcription by RNA polymerase II. Gene Ontology annotation, molecular function: DNA-binding transcription repressor activity, RNA polymerase II-specific. NCBI's taxonomy places the organism in Eukaryota, Metazoa, Chordata, Testudines, Dermochelyidae. The transcript has a single exon. The record is from RefSeq and is a predicted model, not a curated record. The annotation marks the transcript as partial.
UGGUAUGGCCUUUGUCCCAUCCCCUCUCCUCCUGCUCUUUGUAGCAUGAAAUUGUUGUCACUUACAUUGCUUCAGUGUCAAUGCUUAGCACAGCCCUCAGCCCUAUAGCGUCUGUGACUGUCUGUAGACCAAAGGCUGGGUGGCAGCCAUUCACCCCUUCCAGCUCAGCAGUGCCAGGGAUCGGGUUGUGACACAAUAUAGACAUGUUUUCCAGGCUACAUCACACAUCCCCUCAAAGCCUUCACACACACCCCAACACACACCCCCCACUGCAACCCCCACCUUUUUGAGGAUUUUAGUUUAGUUUUAGUUUUGCACAAAGACAAACCUCAGGCCAAGAGUAAAUGAUUUCUCCAAAAGGAAUUCCUAGAAAAGGAUUCACUCCCCCACAGGAAUAAGCUACAUUGUUCUAAGCAGCUUUAAACUGGUCUCACUGUGCCCACAUGAAGGGAUUGUAGCCCCUCAACUAAACUAGUUUCAAAUCAAUAUCAUUAUAACAGCAAAAAUACCGAGGAACAGGCCUCAUGCUAUAAAACAGGAGAAAGUGAAGAACCAAUACGACAUAAAUAAACCCCUCUGAUUGAAAUAAACACAAAAUCAGUUUGAAAACAAAAUCAGGGCCCUGUUGUGCCAGGUGCUGCUUGUAUCCUGGGCAGGCUACAAUUUAAGCUUAAAACUAGACCCAAGGCAUGCAUAGCCCCUGUGGGAGCAGGUGCUAGGUGGUGCACAAACAGCAUAGGGUAGAAACACCCUGAGUCAGGCUGCAGAUUUGUCACAGCAUUUUGAAUUAGAAAUUACGGAGCAGUUACAGUAACUUUAGUAACAUCACAGGUCUGUAAAUUUACUGUGACUGCUCCAGGAUUUUUAAUAAAACCUGCUGUCAAGGCUGAUUCCCUUCUCUGGCACUUCAAGUGCAGAAGGUGGGGGCCCACAAGGAUUUUAAACCUUAAUACUUGCCACUCCAGGCUUGUACUCCCAAGGUUAGAGAUCCCCCUGGACACAGUCUGAAUGUCGAGACAGCACUGCAGGAAUGCAGAAUCCCACGGCCCACAGGGGGAUCCAUGCACAGGACGCAGUCCGUCCCCGGGGUAAACUCAGCCAGAGACCAGACCUGGUUACACACCAGAGACUCCCCAUGGGCCAGUGUCCCCAUCACUGCAUCAAUUGUGGCAAGAAGUUCAGCAACCCUUUCGCAGUGGCCCAGCACACCGGGGAGUGGCCGUACUGCUGUGCUGACUGUGGCAGAAGAUUCAGCUGGUCCUCGAUCCUGAAAAUACACCAGCGUACACACAUCGGGGAGCGGCCGCACCGCUGCACCAGUUGCAGCAAGAGGUUUGCAAAGAGCUCAACCCUGAGAAUACACCAGCACAUGCACACUGGGGAGUGGCCACACUGCUGCACUGACUACGGCAAGAGCUUUGCAGAGAGCUCAAAGCUGAGAAUACACCAGCGCACACACACCGGGGAGCGGCCGUAUCACUGUGCUGACUGUGGAAAGGGCUACGCACAGAUCGCACACCUGAGAAUACACCAGCGCGCACACACUGGGGAGCGGCCAUAUUGCUGUGAUGAUUGCAGCAAAAGCAAAAUCAGGAGUUCGUUCAUCUGCACAUCUACCAAUGUGAUAUAUGCCAUCGUGUGCCAGCAAUGCCCUUAUGCCAUGUACACUGGCCAGAUC